AUGGCUUCACCACGCUUCGACGGAUCGCCUGAACAGGCAGCGCUCGAUGUACACAGGCUCGAGUCAGACUGCGGCGAUUACGAAAGCGUGGUGAUGGUGAAGCUCACCGACGAGAUUGUUGCGGCCCUUAUGCAAGCUCAGCGAAAAGGACUUCAGAUUCGGGUUCACAUCGAAGAGCAGGGAGGUAAAUGGGAACUCGGUGAUCCAGCUAACGGAGGACGAGUUUUCCGUUAUCAACAGCAAGCCCUGCCUGGUCCUCCCACUGAUGCUGUCGUCCAUGAUCCACGGACCGGAACACAUCGUGCCGUCGCUGCUUUCCGAAGCAAAUAUCAGCGACUGAUAAAUCGUUUCGCGGAUACGAGGGAGCGUGCACAGAAACUCAUCGAAGAGGAGAAAAGUCGUGGCACAAAAGACGUUACAAAGCAUCGACAAAAGGGUAAUCUUCUUAAAACGGGUACGCCACGUCUCGGCUCAGCCUCCUCAUCACAAAAUGUCUCACCUCUACUGACACGAACACUCGACAAUUCGUCCUCUCGUAGCAGUCCCAACAAGGUUAGUAAUAGCUCUUCGGGAACAGCUCGAGCGACGCCGACGCAACAUCUGAAUAGUGAGUUGCGGAAGAAGAAGCUGCGUCAACGGAUAAUUCAGCUAGUCGUGUUGGGGAAAUUUUCUAGUGCCGAUCUAGUCCUGCGCCAAUUGCGUAAAGAUGGAUUGAAUGAGGAAGCGGGUAUUGAGCGUCGUGUCGAGGACAUCGUACGCGAAGUGUCUGAACCGUCUGGUAGCGGUUCGACAAAAAUCACUCUUAAACCAUCGCUUUAUGGUGAGGUGGAUACUCGAUGGUUAUGGUAUAAUCAAGAAGAGAAAGCCUAUGUUCGUCGUGUCACCCAAGGUUUGUCCUCAUCCCAGACGAAAAGCAGUACAUUUGCACCAAUGCGAAAAAGUGGGAUGGAACGGAUGCAGGCUCCAGGUCAUUCGUCAUCGAAUUCUGUUUCGUCGGGUCAGACAGUCAGUCCUGAAGCCAUUCCAACACCACCGAGUUCGCGACCGGCCUCGGCUGUAUCAGCUCCUAUUCGCAAGACACCACCUCCGAAAAACCCGAAUGUCACGAUGUUGAAUGGGAGCCGGGAGCAAACGCCAACCGUCCAUCGGAGCCCUCAUCAACCUGAAGUGCCGUCGGCAAACAAGCGCAAGGCUCAUGUUCCGGCGACGACGCAGCAGCGUCCAAGCGAUGGAAAACGGCCGCGACAAGAGAGUGCUAGUCCACCAGAAGACCCAACUAACCAUCCGCAACAUAAUCAGAAGUCGGCAGCUCGCUCGGGCGGUAGUACGGCAUCGUCUCGUCUUAGCUCACCCUGUAGUUUAUCAUCACCUACUCAACCUUCCUGUGAUUGGGAUAAGAAUUAUGGCGAGAUUAAAAAUGUACAAGAGGCCGAAAAAUACUUUGCUCUCUUCCAACAAGAGUAUCCGGAGUAUUUGGAGUGUUAUAGGACCCUAAAUGAGGUUGCAAAGGAGUUCCGUCAACUCGAAAUGCAGCUGAAGAAUGCUGUUGAGAAUCGUAAGGAUACCACGAGGGUUGAGCAAACUAUACAAAUGCGUUUCGCUCACUUCGAUAAGGAUCCUGAAUUUAUAAAGGUUGGUUGA
This is a messenger RNA of Ostertagia ostertagi, 1641 nucleotides long. The record is from the annotation of a GenBank genome assembly. NCBI's taxonomy places the organism in Eukaryota, Metazoa, Nematoda, Chromadorea, Rhabditida, Trichostrongylidae.